Ipomoea nil (Japanese morning glory) is the source of this 3195-nucleotide messenger RNA. RefSeq lists its product as uncharacterized. The record is from RefSeq and is a predicted model, not a curated record. NCBI's taxonomy places the organism in Eukaryota, Viridiplantae, Streptophyta, Magnoliopsida, Solanales, Convolvulaceae. Gene Ontology annotation, molecular function: RNA-DNA hybrid ribonuclease activity; nucleic acid binding. The transcript is spliced from 5 exons. The coding region runs from base 1 to 3195 and encodes 1064 amino acids.
AUGGAGACCAAGGUGCCACGGAUACAUGCAGAAAGGAUCCGUGUUACGCUUGGUUAUGAGGGGUUGUUCUAUGUUGAUAACGAUGGUUUGAGUGGAGGAAUGGCGCUUUUAUGGAGGAAGAAUAAUAUGGUGAGACUUUUGAGUUAUUCGCAGAGUCAUAUUGAUGUGGAGAUAAGCUUGUUUAAUAAGUUAUGGCGCAUGACAUGUAUCUAUGGUAUCCCCGAGCGUGGUAGGCGGGAGGAGACAUGGGAUCUACUUGGCACACUGAAGACUAGGUCCUUGUUGUCCUGGGUGGUGAUAGGGGAUUUUAAUAAUCUACUAUACCAGCAUGAGAAGAAGGGGGGAAAUCAGUAUCCUAAUAGUCUGUUACGGGGUUUCGGAGAUGCUGUGGAUGACUGUGGUUUGAUGCAAAUGCCAAUGAGGGGCCAUCAGUAUACGUGGCAGAAGGGAAAGGGGACGCCGAAUUGGAUAGAGGAAAGAUUGGACAAAGCUUUAAUAACGAAUGAUUGGGGUCUGCUCAAUGACAAUGCAUGGCUGGAGAAUAUUCGAACCCGGGCCUCGGAUCAUUCGAUCCUAUUCCUCAGUAUUAAUGCGAUUUGCAUGCCAAGGAGAAGAGGGCCGCAGAAGUUUAGAUUUGAAAUGGCUUGGCUAUUAGAUGAGGGGUGCAAAGAAGUAGUAGAAACGGCCUGGCAAGAGGGGAGAACGGAGGGAUUGCUGCAUUGCCAGCAGUUGUGUGGAGAAAAGUUGAUGCGGUGGGGUGGAGAUCAGUUUCAUAAAUUCGGAAAACGAAUUAACCACCUGCAGCGGAGGCAAGAUGCCAUACGGAAUAGACGAGAUUUGGAAGCGCUAGCUGAGUACCAACAGAUUGAGAAUACCAUGAAACGAGUAGAGGCCCAGGAAGAGGUGUUUUGGAGGCAGCGGGCCAAGCAGCACUGGCUACGCGGGGCUGACGCAAAUACAAAAUUUUAUCAUAGGUAUGCCUCUGCACGUAGGAAAAAGAAUUUUAUUUCUAGUAUUAAAUAUGGUGCUGGUAACUGGGUGGAGGGGGAUGAUAUGCAUGCUGCUAUACAGAAUUACUUUGAAAAUAUUUUUGCCUCUAAUGGAUUGAGUUGUGAUGAUCCACUUUUUGGGGUCCUAACCCCACGAGUAACGUUAGAGCAAAAUAUGAUGCUAGACCGCCCUUUUGAAACUAAUGAGGUUAAAGAGGCUCUUUUUUCAAUGUAUCCGGAUAAGGCACCGGGUCUGGAUGGUUUAAACCCGGGUUUCUACCAGCAGUUUUGGGAGAUAGUGGGAGGAGAUGUAUCUGGCUUUAUAAUGAAUGCUUUGAAUUCCUGUGUAUUCCCUGAGGGAUUGAAUGAUACUAACAUUGUCUUGAUACCGAAGAAGGAGAUGCCUAAGACAGUUGCAGAUUUAAGGCCGAUUGCAUUGAGUAAUGUCAUCUACAGAAUUAUGGCCAAAAUGGUAGCAAAUAGGAUGAAAACACUAAUGGGAGGAUUAAUAUCAGAAUCCCAGAGUGCUUUUAUCCCGGGAAGGCUAAUCACUGACAACAUCCUGGUGGCAGCAGAGGCGGGGCAUUAUCUGAAUAGAAAGCAAUGUGGUAUAGUGGGAUGGAGUGCAUUGAAGUUAGAUAUGUCAAAGGCCUAUGAUAGAAUGGAGUGGAGUUUUCUAGAAAGGAUGCUGACUGUUAUGGGUUUUAGUGAGAAGUGGAUAAAGCUCAUUAUGAUGUGUGUAACGACUGUUAAUUAUACUGUAAUGGUCAAUGGUGUAGCAGGGGCACGUAAAAGCAACCAGGGGACUCAGGCAGGGAGACCCGCUCUCUCCGAGGCAGAAGUUAUAAGGCAGUGCCUUGCAAGGUAUGAGAAAUUGUCAGGCCAGGUGGUGAAUUAUAAUAAAUCUAAUAUAUGUUUUAGCAGAAAUACCCAGGAGGCUCACAGGGCUCAGGUAGCGAAUUGUCUGGAGGUGGAGCAAGCACCCAAUUUUGGGAAAUAUUUGGGCCUACCAUCUUUUGUAGGGAGAAAUAAGAGAGCUGUUUUUUCGUAUGUGGAGGAAAAAAUCAGGCAGCGAAUUGGUUCGUGGAGUAAAAAGUUACUCUCUCAGGCUGUGGAAGAGAAAGGGGAAUACAUUGGAAGGCAUGGGAUGUGCAUACCAAAAAAGUAUGGUGGUAUGGGUUUUAAAGAGCUGAGGGCUUUUAAUCUAGCAAUGCUAGGUAAACAGGCAUGGCGAUUUUUAACAGACCCAGAAACACUCGUAGCUAAAAUCUAUAAGGCAAGGUAUUAUCCCACAACCAGUUUUACAGAUGCAACUAUUGGUAAUUGCCCAAGUUACUGUUGGAGAAGUAUAAUGGCAGCCCAUGCAAUGGUAAUCUCAGGGGUGCGAAGGAGGAUUGGGAAUGGACAGACAACUUUAAUAUGGGGGCACCCGUGGUUACGAGAUAAUCCUAGCCCAUUGAUUCAAACAGAAAUGCCACAGCAAUUGAGAGAGGCACGAGUUGCAGGACUGAUUGAUUUACAGACUCAUACCUGGGAUCCGCAUAUUUUGUCUGAUUUAUUCAUUCCUGAAGAUGUGGAGCGAAUAAAUAUGAUCCCUGUUAGUCCUGAGUAUGAGGACUCAUGGGUGGAGGUGGACCCAACUUGCUCAAUGUGUGGUUUAGAACAUGAAGAUGGGUUGCAUGCUUUAGUGCUCUGUGAAUAUUCUAGACUUGUUUGGAAUAUAACACAAUUGCCUAUUGUUAAUAUUGUUGCAGACUCAUUUACAGCAUGGCUAAAAGGGGCUAUGGCGGCCUUGACGGAGGAGCAGACCCGGUUAAUGAUAGCAGUAUUAUAUUAUAUUUGGAGAACCCGGAAUUCAGCUGUCUGGAAGGGAUCAAUGAUGCGGCCUACCCAAUUGGUCAGAGCAGCCACCGGAGCGCUGCAAGCGUACGGCGCUGCCCAUGUCCGCCGAACCAAGCCGGCACCGGCGACGGACCACUUGAACGGUCCAGGGGAGGAUGGUCUACGAUGUUAUGUGGACGCGGGUUUCCGGCACGACACGGGCGAGGCUACUUACGGCAUGAUAAUUAUAGCGCCAGAUGGCUCGUUUGUGGCAGCAAGGAAUGGCAAGUUACCAAUCUGUUUUUCACCACUUAUGGCAGAGGCCCAGGCAUACAAGGAGGCUUUGUCCUGGCUACUUGAACGGGGCAACACAUCAGCAGAUUAA